Molecule: messenger RNA, 2382 nt
Organism: Rotaria sp. Silwood1
Lineage: Eukaryota; Metazoa; Rotifera; Eurotatoria; Philodinida; Philodinidae
Source: the annotation of a GenBank genome assembly
AUGGAAGCACAACAUGGAAAAGGUCAACUUAAAAAUAUAAUCGAAUCAAUGAAAACAAUCGGAUAUGGAUAUAAGAGGUUAGAAUGUGAUGCUGAAAUCAUGAAACGUCGUACAGCUGAAACUAUCUUGUAUGUGAAUAAAAAAGCAACUGAUUAUUUGAAUGGAUCAGGAGACUUCAUCGCCAUAAUCGAUGACAUGAAGGUGCACUUUACGGAACGUUUGAAAGAAUUACAUAGUCUUCGGCUUCAUCACAUCGAAAUAUCAAUCGAUUUGAAAAUACAAAGUAGUCAUGCUUCUACUGCAAAGGAAAUAAACGAUCGACGCGUUGAAAAAUCGAAAGAGUAUGAAGAUGCAGCACUAGUUCUUUUUGGUUUGUCUAUUCCAGGUUUCAAUAUUCCGCUUUGCGCUGUCGCUGCAGCUCAAGCAGCUAUCGAUGAGUGCACAAGUACACCAGGAAAAAUUAUAGCUGGUACAGCGGGGGCAUUAGGUGGGGUUGUCAUUGGUAUUUUUAGUACUUUACUUUCUCCUCUGCUGUACCUUACUGCUGGUGCUCUUGCAAUAAUGAGUAAGAAAUGGUCAGCAACAAUAUCUGAUGUUAGUACCAGAAUUAUGGAUAUUCAAAACCUUGUCGACUACUCGGCAAAUCGAGUACGUCGUCAAAACUCUAUGGUUGGUACACAUUUACAACUUGAAUUGCAUCAUGAGCCAGCACCUAAUUUGACAUCUUACGAUAAAACACAAGAUGAAGUCUUAUUAAAUUUAACAGCCACAAUUCUUAGUCGAUAUCAAUCAGGUGAAUUACAAGCAGCAUGGGCUAGAGAUCCAUCAACAAACAAUACCAAUCCGACAGGUUUAACAGUACAAGAGCCAUUUAGUCAAACAAAAGAUGACUUGAGUGUUAUUAGUCGUAUCGAACUUGUAACUCAGCCGAGUUCUUGUCGUGAACAAAGUCCAUGUACAAUUCAACCAGUGAUUGUUGCAUACGAUUCCACUGGAAAUAUUAUUCAAAAAUUGGGUUCCCUUCAACAUCCAUGGCAAGUAGUCUCUAGUUUAGUAGGACAACCGAAUACAUUUGUACCUGGUUCUAUUGUCAAUUAUUCGAAUGAACAAACACAAUAUAGUUUAUUUGGAUUGGGAUCUGUAGGUACCUAUCAAGUUCAAUUUACGUUUGUUCAACCGAUGGGUGUUAACACUUCAUUCUUGACAACAUCUAAUUUUACAGUUACUUCAUCAAUGAUUACUGUCACACAAGCAACAUUAGCUGGUAUUGAAGUAGAUCAUGUCUAUGUGACAACAGUAAACGAACGAUUUAAUGUAUCUAUAAUGCCUGUUGACAGUGUCACUCAUCGUCGUCUUGGACAGAUCAUUUGGGGAGGUUGGACUUGGACAAGUUCAGUUUCGUUUUACGUUCGACCUCAAUGCAAUAGUUCAGUUGCACUGCUCAUUAGUUCAUCAUCAAGAACUCUCAUUAACUUAUCAGCUGGCACAGUAACAAUCACAGAUAUGGCGAUCAGUGGAAUUGGCAUGUUUAUGCUAAAUAUAAGUUUGGUUUCAACAAACAAUAUGUAUACAAUUCAAGCAAUAACCAGUGGUAUACUUGUAAAAGCAACCAACAUUGAGCUUGAAGUUGAGACGGGUGAUCCAGACACAUAUAUGAACUUUUAUGGAAACUACGAUUCAUUGGCAGCAAGUGGUACACUCGAAUUAAAACGAGUCAUAAUUUAUAAUUAUUUACUAUGCAUUGAAAUUGGUAGUGAUCGAUGGCCUCCUGCCUUGUCUUCCAGAUCAACCUCAGGUCUUAUUGCUGCGUUUAUUGUUGGCUCAUCACAUACAGAAGUUGCCAAUGCUGUGAAUGUGACCAUGUCCAAUCCUAAUGCGAUACCAGAACUUAAGACUUUGUCAAUUACUAUCCGUUAUCAAGCAUAUGAUAUUUCAUCUGCACCAACAGACAACAAUCCGACCAAUGGAAACAAUGCUGAAGGUUCCAAUGUUGGUCUAAUUGUAGGUCUCGUAGUAGGCAUUAUUGGUGGUUUGGCAGUUUUAGCUGGAGUCAUUUUUGGCUUGAAAGCCUACCAACAUAAACAUGAACGUGUUCGUUCACAACGUGACGAUAUGGUAAACUUCCAUGAAUUGUUGGCUGUACACAACGAUCAUGAUCAAAUAAUACCAACCGAAACAAAAGGCAAGAAGAAGGUCAAGAUUUUGAAAAAUAAAUCUCCCACAGUAUUACAAUUGCAUCCCUCCCAUAUUCAGCUGCAUCCACCGCUAGCACAUGUCGAAUCCGACUUACCACCUGGAGCUCUUUGUGUAACGUCACUUGACGAUGCAAUCAUGCAUGAUAUACAUCAUGAUGAAAACAUGAUGCCAGAAGUAGAAAGAUGA